CAAACGUCAGAUUAAGAAGACAAAUCCCAGACGUCAUCUUACAUCAGUCCUCAUUUGAUUGUGCAAAAGUUAAAGAAAGUCGCAAUAUUUAUAAAAAUGUGUACUGUUUGAUAUUUUGCUACUUACAAAAAUAUUUUUGCUCCAGUAUGGCACUAUCAUUUAGAGUUUUAUAUAAAAAUAAUAUUUAUUUUCAAAACAUAACCAAACCGGUAAAAUGGAAUAUUAAUAAAAAUUAUCCCAUUAGAUACUUAUGCAAUGGAAUACGUUGUCAAAAUAAUGUUAAAGGAAGUGCUUUAUUAAUUGAAAGGGAACUUAGCACACUUUACAAACCAUUUCGGUCAUGUACAACACAAAGUUCCCAAACUACAAAUAAUCCGCCACAAGAUCCAGAAAAAAAGCCUGGUGUUAUACAAAGAUUUAAACAAAUGUAUAAAGAUUAUUGGUACGUCCUGUUGCCUGUACAUAUGACAACAUCGGUUAUUUGGUUUGGUGGCUUUUACUUCUUUGUAAGAAGUGGUGUAGAUGUUAUAAGCUUAUUAGAAACAAUUGGAAUUAGUGAAAAAUUGUUGUCACCUUUAAAGGAAUCUAGUGCAGGGUACUUUGCACUGGCUCUAGCCCUGUAUAAGUUGGUGACACCUCUGAGAUAUGCUGUCACUGUUGGUGGAACAACCUAUGCUAUAAACAGGUUGACAGCCAUUGGGUGGAUAAGACCUGUACCUUCUAGGGAACGCAUGAAGGUAAUAUUUCAAGAGCAAAAAGAUAAUAUUCAAGACAAAUUUAAUGAAAGUAAACAACACUAUCAAACUCAACUGAAAGAAAAGGGCACACAUGUAAUGGAUGAAAUGCGAAGAUAUAAAACAGAAAUGCGUAAUAUAAAAAAUAAAGUAAAGAAAAUGUAGAAAAGAAAAUUAUUGUAACCAGUUUUUUCCUUCAACCCCACACUAAUGUUUGUUAUGUAUAUAAGUUACCUUUAAAAUUAUAUUAGAUAAAUAAAAAUUGACGAAAGGAAUUAAGAAAAACGUUUUAUAAAUUUAUCAAUUAUUUAUUGUUAUAAAAUAUAUAAAUACAAAAGUAUUAUUUAACAAAUUUAUCUUUAAUGAAAGGAAUUAUAAUGAAAACAUUUCAAUCAUCAAAAUGUACAGAUAAAUAAACUAAGUUUUUAUAAUUAAGUACCUACAGAACAAGACAGCACAUUACUGGAAUGUUUAUAAUGGUGCUAUUACUUCUUCUAUUUUUAUGAUUAAAACUAUAAAUAUUGAAAGAAGAUAGAUAUUAAUUAUUAAUAAAGCCAGAUGUGCUGUCAUCUAAUAUAUUUAGUAAAUGCAACAAAGAAAAAAAGAAAUAAAUCCAUAGAAAUUAUUUUACUUUUCAUUUUACCACAUAUUAAACAAAAUGAAAAAAUAAAUGUGUUUCUUGAAUACACAUCUCGUAUUAUGCAAAAUGCUACUGUUUUGAGCCCAUUAUAGUGGUAU
Messenger RNA from Vanessa atalanta (red admiral), 1472 nucleotides. RefSeq lists its product as uncharacterized. Gene Ontology annotation, cellular component: mitochondrion. NCBI's taxonomy places the organism in Eukaryota, Metazoa, Arthropoda, Insecta, Lepidoptera, Nymphalidae. The transcript is spliced from 3 exons. The record is from RefSeq and is a predicted model, not a curated record. Bases 147 to 899 code for a protein of 250 amino acids.